This is a messenger RNA of Chara braunii, 4290 nucleotides long. The record is from the annotation of a GenBank genome assembly. Lineage: Eukaryota; Viridiplantae; Streptophyta; Charophyceae; Charales; Characeae.
UCGUGAGGGAAUGAACUGCUGAGUGGGGCCUUUCGUCCUAUCGUUUCUUAUAACAGGAAAUUUGAAGCCGGAGGCGGUUGAUAAAAAUGCCAGAGGAGAUGGGGGACGGUGGGAGGAGGCUUGUGACACUCGACGACCUCAUCGAUGCCUUGGACAAGCGCGAGAGGGCGCCGAGUAAUGUCCCAAAGGUCGAGACAUUCCAUUUCAAGGGGGAUCGGGUAUCUGACUGGUUGGAUCUGACAGAGCAGGCGCUGGUAGGGCUGUCAGAUGAGGCUAAGCUCCAGCGGGUUCUAAGGUACGUCCUGCAUAGUCACCAUCGGGAAGUAAGGUCGGUCGUGGACGCCGCCAAUGACAGUUGGACGAAGUUUGGGGACCUGAUGCGGAGGAAGUACAGGCUGGGGGAUGGCCUGUUGACCAUGGCCGACUUGGAGGCCAUGGAUAAGGAAGACUUCUCUACCAUUGGGGCGUUCGUGCACGAAUUUAAGAAAAGGGCGAGGAAAGUGCACGGGAUUUCGGAGGAGGCGCAGUGCGCCACAUUUCUGGGGUUGCUUAUGGGCUCGGAGGCCACAGAGUUGACAAAGUAUGGGGAAGGGAGUGAGAGGCUCACCUGGGCAACUAUUGACAAGGGAGUGGAAGAAGGGAGCCUAGACCAGGUGAAGCAGCACCAAAUGAGGUUGCAAAGGCGUAAGAGGAAGGAGAGGGAUGCUACUGCAUUGGGGACCUCAGGGGUGAAGAGAACCGUCACGGACGUGUUAGCGGCACUGGGGUAUGACAAUGAAGAGGAAAUACAGAAAAGAGGGGUGAUAGUGGCCCAAGGCCAGGCGUCAGGGGCAGUGGAUGAGGAGGCUGGGCAGAAAGACUACAGCGGAGGGGAGACGGAGGAUGAAGAGGCCUACUAUGACCGAGAGCGAGGACUGAUAAGACGUAUGCGGGAGCAUGCGCAGGCAGGGCCGUGCCGAAUCAAUGACGAGAAUGAGGAGAGGCUGAUAAUUGGCGAGUCUGGCUUCCUUUCGCCCCAGGAGAGGACCUUGAUGGUGGAGACCAUGAAGAGGAGGCAUUGCGAGUAUGCAUUUAACGAUGACCAGCGUGGGAGGUUGGACGUGGAUAAGAUCCCAAUGAUACGAAUCCAUACCGUCCCACACGAGCCGUGGAAUCUGAGGGGCGCACGAUAUCCGAAUCCGGAUGAGGAGAAAAAGGUGGUGGACUACCUGGACGGGAAAAUGCGGACGUACGUGGCAGACUACUCCAAUGGACCGUAUGCCUCCCCUUGGUUUUGCUUCAUCAAGCCGAACGGGACGCUACGGUGGGUGCAGGACCUGCUGCGUUUGAAUGCGGUGACGGUGCGGGACGCGGGAGGAUUGUCGAACGCGGACGCCCUGUCAGAGUCAUGCGCGGGGAGGCGAAUAAUCUCACUUAUAAACCUUUAUUCUGAGUAUGACCAGUUUCCUGUAUACCCGUCGGAUAGGCCGGUGACGGCUAUGCAUAAGCCAAGGGGGCUGAUCCACAUGAAUGUAGCCCCUCAGGGGUGGAGUAAUGCGGUGGCAAUGGUGCAAAGGCACAUGAUUAGGGCCAUGCAGGCGGUUAGUCCACAUAUCACCCAACCCUAUAUUGACGAUCUGGCGGUCAAGGGUCCAAAGGAGAAGGAGGAAGACGAGGUGAUGCCAGGAGUGAGGCGAUUUGUCUGGAGGUAUGUCCAGGAUAUCGAUCAGGUUCUGGGUCUGCUAGAGGAGCACAACCUUACGGCGAGUGGCCCCAAGUCGAAGCACUGUAUGAGGGAGGCCACGAUUCUGGGCUUUGUCUGCGAUGAGAAGGGGCGGAGGCCAGAUGUGAAGAAAACGGACAAGAUCCUAGAAUGGCCAGUCCCCUUUCAGUCGAUAACGGAUGUGAGAAGCUUCCUUGGGACCUGUGGGUUUUGGAGGAGUUUUGUGAAGGACUUCGCCACCAAGACGGAGCAUUUGAGGAAGCUGGUGCGUCAGGAUCAGGAAUGGGUCUGGGGCGAAGACCAGGAAAAGGCGGUGGAAAGGAUCAAGGGGGAGUUCAAGGAAGGAGGCUUGGUGCUGGGAGCGCCAAAUUAUGAGGCCACGGAGGAAAGGUCAUUCGUUGUCGAGACGGACGCGGGGCCAACUGCCUCAGGAGGGGUCCUGAUUCAGGCAGAUGUGGAUGGGAAGGAGAGGCCGCUAAGGGCGAAUCAAGAGUCAAUUGAGGAUACCCCACCAGUCGACGGGUUCUUGGAUCAGGAGGAGGAUGUCCGCCUCCACGUAAAUGAAUGGUCGUUGAGGGUGCCUAGUUGCGUCACGCAUCCCAUAUGGCUAGCACCAAAGGGGUACGAGCGAAAGGAGGAGUUGGUCUUCAAGCCCUUCCAGGAAGAAGAUCCGUGGGGGAGUAGGGAUGUUGGCUGGAUGAUGAAGUUGGCAUUGGCGGGUACACACAAUCUGGCAGAAGAAGUAAGGACGAUUGAGGAAGGCCCAACCCAGGUAGAGGAGCAUGAGCAAUUAAUGGGAGGGAUGUAUUUGCUCACUAAUACGCUCCUGCAGGGGAACUUUAACCAGAGGGACUCAUUUGGUCCUGAGGAGAGUAAACUUCUUGUUCCUGAAAGCCAGGACGAUGAGUUCGAAGAGGGAGAGAUCAGGGAGGCGUUUCGCGCUGAAGAGUAUGACGGGAUCUAUCGGGAAUUGGGGUUACUCCUGUCAUGCGAGAUAAGGGAUAGGGACGCAAGUGCUAAAGCCCAGAAGAUAAGGGAUCUCUACGUAGUAAGAGAUGGCCAUCUGUUUAUAAAGCGACAGGUUGGAAACCCCAAGAGGAUCGCAUGUGGGAGGAACCGGCACAUCGAUGUCAUAGCAGCCCUACACGAUGGCAUAACAGGGGGGCACAGAGGGGUUAGUGCCACGUGCGCAAAGAUAAGCGAGUUAUACCAUUGGGAUGGAAUGCUGAUUAUGGUCAUCAAAUAUUGCCAGUCUUGUGUACCUUGCCAGCAGAGGUCAGCGCAAAGGCCUGGGGAGCCUCUGCACCCCAGGUUGGAAAGGGAAGUGGGUGCAGUCGUGCACCUGGACCUGUUGUUUAUGUCACUCGGGGAGGAUGGAAGUAACUAUAUCUUCGACGCACGAGACAACCUUACCGGGUUCGUGGACGGUCGGGCUAUUCGUACAAAAACUGGCCCAGUUUUAGCAAGGUGCAUCGAAGAGUACUACCUGCGUUAUCCGUUUGUCAGAGAGUUUGUGAUGGACCGGGGGUCGGAGUUCACCUGUAACAAGAAGGAGGCAGAGGCAGAGGGUCAGGGAGCGUAUGAGAGAGCGAGGGUGGAGGCACUCCUUGACUUGCCAUUGGCCACGCAUGCGACCGAGAGCCCAGUUAUCGGGGGGCCUGCUCUAGCGGAGUCAUCGUCAAUGUUGCCAUGCACGAGCGAGAGGAUGGGUGUUGAGGCGUCAGCACCGGAGGGCCAGGGGCCGCAGGUGAGAAGAGCCUCAAGAGAAACUCGCGAAGAGAACUCCGCCAGAGUGCGGGUCCGUUUGGAUGAAAUACAUGCGAGGCAGGCUGAAAUGGAGGCGACAGGGAUAGAGCCGACACCGCCGGUCGAUCCCAAGACGAGUGAGCAGCGGAUCGAUGAGUUGUGGGGGAGGUACGAGAGCCAGAGGGAUGCAGCCCGCCAGAGGUCACGAGAGACGGGGCAGGCGGACGGGGAGGCGGGAGAGUUGAGGGAGAUGGGGGACUUGGGGUUUUCUGCGGCUAGGAUGGCGAUCGAGAUCGGGGAUAGGAGGAUGCCCGAGGUGGCGGUUACGUCUUUCCAGCGGUAUAGCCUACUCAGUGACGAGCUCACGGCCAGGAGGUUGGAGGUGGAGCACUUGGCUACCGAGCUCGCUGAGGAGAGAGCAAGGAGCCAGGCCAGGGAGGCUUCGCCGAGUCAGGGAGCAGCGGUGGAGGCCCCUCGACAGGUCGGGCCGAUGGGGGAGGAGCCCUUGGACACAGCCGAGGAGGAGGGUGGCGCACAGGAGUCGCUUAUGGCUAUGUCCACGGAAAGGAGAGGCUCGCGUUUGCAUGAGCUGACGGCAACCAUGGGGAUAGGGACUCCACCGGAGAGGUCUCAGAGACUCGACACUCCGGAGUAUGCCCCGAGGUUGGGGGAGCUGAGGGCGGAGCUGGGCUCCUGAGCGACAGAGACGGACUCAGGAGGACCUUACUCAGGGCGGCAGCCGCAGCAGGAGGUCAUGAGUGAGCCCACUGCCAUGAUGGGCUCUCAGCCGUCAGGAUCAUGUAGGGAUGAGAUGGUGGUUGUGAUAAAGAGGCCUCAUGAGG